AGAUAAGAUUGUAUUGUAAAACUGGUAUGUGAAAUAUAGAAAUUCAUUUUCUUUCCCUUCAAGCUUCCCUCUACGAUCUUAACUAAUUGUUAAGAUAAAUAAGGUUCUGAGCCUCACCAACCAUCACGACGACUUUGGUGAGCAACAAUAUUCCCCGAAAUGGAGUCUAUAUAUCCACCAUCAACAUCACUUCAAGGUUUCAUAAGUAACAAACUAUAGGCAUACAGCGCUCUCUGGACUGCUGCGAGAGAGAGAGAGAGAUGGAGGUGCUGCAAAUACUUCACAUGAACCAAGGCAAUGGCGAGACUAGUUAUGCUCAAAACUCUACAGUUCAGAGAAAAAUAUUAUCCGUCGUAAAGCCAAUCAUUGAUGAAGCUGUACAAAAAAUGUUGUGCUCAAAUAUAGCACCAAUUGGGAGCAUGGGAAUAGCUGAUUUGGGUUGCUCACCUGGACCAAACACCUUACUACUCAUCUCCAUAAUAAUUGAUGCCAUACAUGCCACAAGUUGCUCAUCAUCAUCCACAGAGUUUAGAGUGUUUGUAAACGACCUCUUUAGCAACGACUUCAACACCAUUUUUAUGUCACUCCCGGCAUUCUAUAACCAACUGAAGGAAGAAAAAGGUGAUGGAUUCGGGUCUUUCUUUAUCUCCGCCGUGCCAGGCUCGUUUUACGGCAGAUUGUUUCCAGCCAAGAGUUUGCAUUUCGUGCACUCUUCUUCUAGUCUUCAUUGGCUCUCUCAGGUCCCUCCUGGGCUGGAUUGCCAGGCAGCUGGCAAAGCAUUGAACAAAGGAAAGAUUUACAUUUCUAAGACCAGCCCUCAAUGCGUUUUGGAAGCAUAUUCGCUUCAAUUUCACAAGGACUUUUUGCUAUUUCUCAAGUCCAGGGCUGAAGAAAUAGUAGGUGGAGGACGAAUGGUGUUGUCACUCAUGGGCAGGUCGUCCUCUGACCCAUCAACUCAAGAGAGUUGCUACCAAUGGGAACUCCUAGCUCAUGCAUUAAUGAGCAUGGUUUCAGAGGGUCUCAUUGAAGAGGAAAAGGUUGAUUCAUUCAACGCUCCGUACUAUGCCCCAAGUGAAGAGCAAUUGAAAUUUGAGUUAGAAAAAGAAGGAUCAUUUACAAUGGACCGCCUUGAAGCCUUUGAAAUUGAUUGGGAUGGUGGUGCAGAAAUAUCUGCCGUAGCUAGUGGGCAGCGAGUGGCCAAGACUGUAAGAGCUGUGGUUGAGUCGAUGAUUGAAUCUCACUUUGGAAAAGAUAUCAUGGAUGAUCUAUUUCGUCGGUACGCUGAGCUCGUCGCCGAUCACUUGUCAAAAUCUAGAACCAAGAACAUCAAUUUGGUUGUUUCAGUCAUUAGAAAUGACUGAAUUUUCUUAUCUUCCCCAUCUUUUUUUUUUUCCACAAAUUAAAGGCUAGUUUGGUAUUGCUAUACUUUUUUAAAAACUUGCUUCUACUCUUUUGUGAGAAUAAACUACUGCAAAAUAAAUUUGUUGAGUGUUUAAUAAGCUUUUCUUAUGAAAGUGCUUUUAUUAAAAUAAAAAACAGUGUAUGAUGGUUUGGUAAACUUUUUUUUAUAAAACUACUGCGACUAUGUU
Molecule: messenger RNA, 1589 nt
Organism: Pyrus x bretschneideri (Chinese white pear)
Lineage: Eukaryota; Viridiplantae; Streptophyta; Magnoliopsida; Rosales; Rosaceae
Product: probable jasmonic acid carboxyl methyltransferase 2
Exons: 3
Coding region: 261-1361 (366 amino acids)
Biological process (GO): methylation
Molecular function (GO): S-adenosylmethionine-dependent methyltransferase activity
Source: RefSeq, a predicted model, not a curated record